AUGUUCCUGCGCACGGUUGCACGGCCAUUGAUGGCCAAAGUGAAGGAGACGACGGGGAUCGUGGGCCUGGAUGUGGUGCCGAACGUGCGGGAGGUUCUGAUCGGUCUCUACACUAAAACCCUGAAGGAGGUCCAGGCCGUCCUUGAGGAUGAAGGCUACCGUAAGGCCGUAGAGAGCUUCACAAGGCAGAGGCUCAACGUUUGCGAGGAAGAAGAUUGGGAAAUGAUCGAGAAGCGCCUUGGCUGUGGCCAGGUCGAGGAGCUCAUCGAAGAGGCUCAGGAUGAGCUCACACUCAUCAGCAAAAUGAUCGAGUGGAAUCCAUGGGGUGUCCCAGAUGAUUAUUAAUGUGAAGUUGUUGAGAAUGAUGCGCCAAUUCCUAAGCAUAUUCCUUACCAUCGACCUCCUCCUCUCCCUGAAGAAUUUUUCAAGACGCUAGAGGCUGCUUCA
Messenger RNA from Neltuma alba, 447 nucleotides. RefSeq names its product probable NADH dehydrogenase [ubiquinone] 1 alpha subcomplex subunit 5, mitochondrial. NCBI's taxonomy places the organism in Eukaryota, Viridiplantae, Streptophyta, Magnoliopsida, Fabales, Fabaceae. Gene Ontology annotation, cellular component: respiratory chain complex I. Gene Ontology annotation, biological process: respiratory electron transport chain. The record is from RefSeq and is a predicted model, not a curated record.